Messenger RNA from Durusdinium trenchii, 1167 nucleotides. The record is from the annotation of a GenBank genome assembly. NCBI's taxonomy places the organism in Eukaryota, Dinophyceae, Suessiales, Symbiodiniaceae.
AUGCACCGGCCUACACAUGAACCAUGGCGAGAGGCGGCUGGGAACUAUCCCUAUGCGUGGCAUCUCCAUGGGCGCAAGAGAUUGUGGGAGAUCCGCGUGCAGAUGCGCUUGAAGGAGGUGCCCAAGAGCAAACUCUACUUUGGGAUUGAACUCGCAGAUUGUGAGGCUGCCUCGGCCACCGCACGGCAGAUGAAGGCCGUUCUCAUCAGAGCCGUCCAAGGCGUGAUUGGCGACUUCUACUACUCAGAUGGGGAAGAUCCCUCAGAGGUGAUGCCAGGUGAAGAGGUGGAACCCUCCACUUUCGUGAUGCCACUCUGGGCAUUCGACCAGUUCAUGGUCUCUGAGGCUGGAGAGGAGCCUGAAAUCACUGGGGACUUGACCAAUGUGGGCAUGCUUCGGAAAGACGGCCUCAAGGCCUAUGCAAAGGAGUUGCAGAAGUGUAUCAAUGAGUUCUCCAAGGACAAGGUUUAUACCUUCUGCAUCUGGGGCAUUUCCCAAUUCCUGGAUUGCAUCCGCUGGGAAGUGGGCGGAAUCUUUCCUGGUAUGACGGCCAACUUUUCGCGCUUUGGGUUGCUGAAGGUGAUCAACAUUGCAAUCUAUGAGAUGCCUGGAGAACACCCAGAUGCCAGGCUGGCAGAGUUUGGCCUGAAAGAUGUCAUUGUGCUCACCGGAGCUCACUGCUGUCUUGGCUUUUCAGGUCCCGAUGAGAUUGAGGAGACCAAGCCGCAGAGCCCGAGAGCCAUGGACGUGUUGCGGCUUCCCCAGGCACCCUCGUCCUCCUCGUCUUCCUUACGCGAGCAGCAGAGCGGCCGGACCAUGUCCGUCGCUGCAGUGCCCAAUUUGUUGCACGGUGUGGAAGCCGAAGAGGAUCAGGUCGACCAGUCGACCAUCAACCAGACUCAGAUCAGUUGGAUCACUCCAUGCCUUGCAGAGGAGGACUGUCCACGGUCUCGUCCAAGUUCAGCAGGCGCGUGGUCGCUGAGCAGCGCGACGACGUCCUCCCUUUCUCAGGAGGAUGCAAUGAGCUCCCCGGGAAGUCUGAUGGGCUUUUCGAAGGGCACCGUUGAGGCCGCCGUGGAGGCGGCCUCUUUGCGACUGCCGAGAACAGAAGAUACAGAGGCAUCCCACGCUGCAGAGACGCACGCGGCAGAAAGAGAAAGCGAUCAG